This is a messenger RNA of Anoplophora glabripennis (Asian longhorned beetle), 1303 nucleotides long. RefSeq names its product ATP synthase subunit gamma, mitochondrial (gene ATPsyngamma). The coding region runs from base 104 to 985 and encodes 293 amino acids. Gene Ontology annotation, molecular function: proton-transporting ATP synthase activity, rotational mechanism. The record is from RefSeq and is a predicted model, not a curated record. NCBI's taxonomy places the organism in Eukaryota, Metazoa, Arthropoda, Insecta, Coleoptera, Cerambycidae. Gene Ontology annotation, biological process: proton motive force-driven ATP synthesis. The transcript is spliced from 4 exons.
GAUCGAUUUUCGUAAAGAAUUUAGUAGUUCCUACAAUUAACACGGCAAUUUUUGUGUCACCUAUUCUUGGGGUCGGCCUAGCGCAAGUGGCAAGGACUACAUAAUGUUGGGUCGUUUUGGUAAUUUGGCACCAAUACUUACACAAAAUGUGCCAUCACAGCAGCAGCGUGGUAUGGCCACCCUAAAAUCCAUAGCCAUUCGUUUGAAAUCUGUAAAAAACAUCCAGAAAAUCACCCAGUCCAUGAAGAUGGUGUCAGCUGCUAAAUAUACUAGAGCUGAACGUGAACUAAAAGCUGUUAGACCCAUCGGUAGUGGUGCCCAGCAGUUUUAUGAAAAAGCUGAAAUUGUUCCACUGCCAGAUGUCCCACAAAAACUUGUUAUUGCCAUUACAUCCGACAGAGGUCUCUGUGGAGCUGUUCAUACCAGUGUUGCUCGUCAUAUCCGUACAGAAUUAUCCAAGGAUGAGCAAAACAUAAAAGUUGUCUGUGUCGGGGACAAAUCCCGUGCAAUUCUUCAACGUGUGUAUGGGAAAAACAUCAUCAUGGCUUGUAAUGAGAUCGGUCGUUUACCGCCAACUUUUAUAGAUGCUUCCAAAUUAGCUGACGCUGUUCUAAAAUCUGACUAUCAAUUCAGCUCUGGUGAAAUCGUUUAUAAUCGUUUCAAAUCUGUGGUAUCAUAUACCACUCAGACACUGCCAGUUUUUAGUUUGGCCUCUGUGACGGCUGCUCCCAAAUUAUCGAUCUACGACUCUUUGGAUGACGAAGUCAUUCAAAGCUACUUGGAAUUUUCAUUGGCGUCUCUACUAUUCUACGCCUUUAAAGAAGGCGCUUGCAGUGAGCAAUCGUCUCGUAUGACUGCUAUGGACAAUGCCAGUAAGAACGCAGGAGAAAUGAUUGAGAAACUCACUCUCACCCUCAACCGUACCAGACAGGCUGUCAUCACUAGAGAGCUGAUUGAAAUCAUCUCUGGAGCGUCAGCCCUGUAAAUAAAUUCACCUUGAAGAUUCGUUUUAUUGUGUGGCUGUUAUCUUUUAUAUCAUUAUUUUUCAGUAAAUUUAAGGUAAAAACAAAUAGGGAUAGGUGAAAUAUUUUAAAAUCCGCGGAUUAUUUCUUUUUUCUAUUAUUAUUUCGUCUCCGAUAACAGGCCAUAAUAAAGCCAUAGUAUAAUAGCACUGCAUGUAACGGUGGAAGUGGAUGGAAACGUGUAAGCCCAAAGUCUCUGAACAUCAAAUGAAUGUUUUGUAUUCAUAUUUACUGUUAUAUGUUAUUAAAUUAUGGCAAUAAACACCUGCUAUGUGUACUAA